GCAAAGACUUAAUUCCUUAAUUUGGAAAUAGCAUUUGCUUGAACAAAUUAGCUUCUUUCGUUGGAUGGAAUAAUUUUAUUCUAGUACCCAUAGAAUCAUAAAACUGCCAGAUAAUGAUUUUUAAAUUUUUAUUUUCAAGUUUGAUGUUGUGUGCGAAGAUAGGCCUCAUCUCCUAAAAUCUUUAUACCAGCUUUUCAACAUGCUUAUAGACAGGCAUGUUCUUUCUUGGGAGUUUUUCUACUCCAGGUUCGAUACAGUGAUUAGUGAGAUACUGGAACAGGAUUCAGAUAGGGAUAUAGAGGAUACUAAGAAUGGAGGUGAUGGUGUUCGGAACGGAGUAGACGGGGGUAAAAUAGAAACGGAUGGAGGUAUUAUGAUGGAUGGAGGGAGUGGAGGAGAGGGUACUGGCAAUGGAUUGGAUGGAGGUAGAGGUGGUGGAGGGGAUGGAUCUAGAACAAGGAUUAAAAGUGGGACCGACUCAUACAGAUCCUUAGCUCAGCAUCAAACCUAUCCUUAUAAGAGGACUAUUUCUGCUCCGGCCGGGAUGGGUUUAUCCGUCCGCUCAGGGGGCAGAUCAGAGGACGGGAGGACUAGGAUACAGGAGGAUGAGAAGGGAUACAGGAGACAGCAAUCAGCUCCUAAUACAAGGCAUAAAAUCUCCAAGACCGGCUCUGAGCUAGGUCCAACCCAUAUCUCUCGGAUUCUCAGCAAUCCAGGAACCAUCCCAGAUGAGUUGGACUUCAAGGACGUUGCAGCUAAAAGUAUGGACCUGGAGAAUAUAGAGAAGGAAACGAUCCAUCUUCUUGUAUUUCUCUUCAUGCAGUUCCUGUCACACACGGAGCAGGCUAAAAUACCAGAGAACAAAAACAGCUUGGAGUACAUUCACAUGCAGAAGUGCUUCCAAUGCCUAUUCUCCCUGCUAGGGUUUGAUGAUAAGGAAUCCAGGUUUACAACUAUGCCUCACAAGGUUCGUUCAACCUCACAGUUUUCUUCAUUUUUCGCCAACAUCCCUCAGGUUAUGGAUAAUAACUUUCCUAUUGGGAAUUUCCUUAUAUCCAAUAUUGUAUUGAUAUUGCAAAAAAGUCCGUUUCCUCCAAGAUAUGCUGCCAACUGGCAACCCACUCACUCCAUACUCAGAGAGAACCUGAUAUAUCAGGGUUGUGGGUACACACUGUGGCACCUGGAGCCAACCACCCGGAAGAACUGGUUGGAAGCAGCGCUGGUCAUUGUUUACAAAUACAAUUUCUCCGAACCUGAAACCUUGAGUGAGAAAGUUCUCGGAUUGAUCCGGAUAAUUCUAAACAGUCUGACUGCUCAUGUCCAUAUUUGCUCCAAAUUUGGAAAGCAGGAAGGAUUUGGUUUAACCAUGAGAUCCCGAGAGCUGAGUGAAACCUCCAUAGGUCCUCUGGGUACAGCUACUCUCCAGGGUACAGAGGAGAACUCAGCUUACAACAGCAGAACCUCGCCAACCAGUAAUCCUAAGGAGGACCCGGAGGAGGAACAAAACCCUGCCCUGGAUCAGAAAGAAGUUGAACUUGAAACCAUUUUUGAAAAUGUCCGUUCCUCGAGCCCAGAUAGCUCGGACGGGUUGCCGAAGAAUAUCAGUGUUGAGAAUCCUCUGUUCUUCAACCUGUUAGCCCAGCAGAACCCGGAUUUAAGUGAGUUUAAUCCGGAGAAUGAAGCACUGGUUUCAGAACGACUCCCCCUUGGUUGGACAAUGCAGGAGAUGGAUAAUGGAAAGGUUCUUUAUGUUGAUAAUAACACUCAGUUUACAACCUGGCAGGAUCCUAGGGUAGGUUCUAGACAGAUCCGGAGAAAGGGUCCGUUCUUCAACUCUCCUCCUAGUCCCUUGAGCCUCAUGGACGUUUUAACCAUAGGGACUGCUCCUGGGAAAGGAGAUAAGAUUCAACUAACCAAAGGAGUAUCAGAGGAGGAAGAGGAGGAGUACCUCCACCCACCCCCGGAGAGACUCCUGCCCAUAGGAAACCAGGAACCUAGACGAGUAGGGCGGAACAAGACUAACAACCUGUCCCUACUAGACCGGGUUUGGCAGGUUCUAGGAUCUAAUGAUCAGAAUGAGGACUGUGUCCCCCUGGUCGAGACAGAUCUAUCAUCAAAGAUAAAAAUAGCCUCAGAGAAUGGUGAGCACAAUGGAGGAGAGUCAAACUAUUCUAAAGUUUGUCUUUUGAAAGAAAAUGUGGAAAAGGAUGGUUCGGAACCAGUUAAAGAAGUUAGGAAGAGAAGGUUUGGAGCGGUUCAAGAGCCCCAGGGACUGGUAUUGAAAGAGGAUGAAGAGGAGGAAUCUACUGAUGUCGGAUGGAAUAAUGUAGAGUCACGGAGCUCCUUUGAUCAAUCAAAAGAUUACAGAAUAACUCAACCACUGACUAGACAAAGCCAUCUGAGAAUAGGAGAGGAUACAGUGAUAGAUCGAUGCAGCAGGUGUGGAGCUAUACAGGAGAAAUACUCCCACCCAGAGCUGUCUCUUUGUCUUGUUGUACUGAACACCCUAGUUCACCGGGACCCGGAGCUAACAGCUCCUCUACUCCCGGAGAUAUUCAUCGUGGUUUCAAGAUUAGCUGGGAUGUCUCUCUACUCCUGGGAGGAGGAAGGAUCGCUCAUCAUUAUACCUGGAAACCCUAGGAGUGUUGCCAGGCAGUUUCUACGAGUAUCCUUACAACAGUUAUCAACUAAUGGAAUAUUUCCUUUGCUCUUUAAACUUGAUCUGGAUCCAAACCAGCGGAAGAGAUUUUUCUCAACAAUUGUGAGUUGUUUGAACGACUUUAGCGAGCUGUCUCCGACAGUUCCAAUGCAACUCUUCUUUGAGAAUAUUGGCAGCUUAAAACCUACCCUGGAGGAAACUUUAAACACCAGUCUACCUAACAUAACAUGUUAUCUAUCUUUUAUACAGUUUGAUCACGUGACAAACUGGGGUUCUGUCUUUGCUCCGCUGGAAAACUUUUACCGAAACCUUGCUCUCUUGACAAGCAGCCAGGACGGAUCAAAAGAUAAGAUCGAGUCUCAAACCAAAAAUGCAAAAAUCUCCAAUAUUGGUCCCGUUCUCUCCCUCAUAGUUUACACUAUGAAGAUGCCUGGGGUCAACAACCACCGGAGUAUACUGGAACCCAUCAUUAAGGUGAUUUGUUUUGCAAUCCAAUCCUGUACCUUCAAGUUCCAGGAUCUAGUGGAUAUUUGCUCCUUCUGCAAUAAAACCUUCAAUAAGGAGAGAGAUAAGAAUUCGAUAACGAAAGCUAUUACUGCAGAGUUUGUACAUGCACUAAAGUAUAAAACUUGUAUCCCGGAUGUAAACUUCCUUUACCUAGGGAGCAUGAUGCUCCAGGAUGCUAAAGGGGAGCUUCCUCCUAGUUCCAUACUAGACGAUGCUCCCUCCAUUGAGAUGGGAUUAACCGGACCGAUCCAUACUGGAGCCACAGAGUGUCUCCGACCCCAUAUACCAGAUAUUGUGGAUUUUGUAGCUGACGUGCAUACCCUGAGCAAGGUUAAGUCCAAUGUGCGUGGAACUACUAUGAGCUUGAACCAGGAUACACUGGGAGGAAUCCUUAAAGCCGGAUUGUCUCAGUUCCUUGCGCUUGAGAUCGCUCGUAUGUCGGGGGAUCGAGAUGUCAAGUUUGUGACGAAAUAUCUACCCUGGUUGUUCAAUCCUCCAAACAUGAUCGUUUCCCAGGGUCCUAAGGAGUUCCUGGACUGUGUCUCACACAUCCGUCUUCUCUCCUGGUUGCUCCUGGGAGCUGUAAGCUAUACUAUGCUUGUUGGGGUUAGAGAAGGUCGAACUUGUCAACCUAUACCUCUGGAGGCAUCCUGUCACAUAGCUGAUCAUAUUGAGGUGAUCCUGGCAGGGUUUGCGGAGCAGAGUAAAACUAGCGUGGUUCAUAUGUGUUCUCUCUUCCAUGCGUUUAUCCUGUGCCAGCUGUGGACAGUUUACCUCGAGCAUGUUAAACCAACAUCAAACAACAAGGAUGAGCAACUCUUAGCUCCGAGUAUACUUCUAGACUUCUGGGUUAAAGUAACUCCGGGAAUCCUUCAGCUUGUUUCACAUUCUAAGGUUUUGGCUGAAAUGGUAAACCUCCAUUUUCUGAGUUUAAUGGAGGCACUCCUGGAGUGUAGAUCAACUAUUCUAACUAAACUGAUGCCACUCUGGUGUCCUGUUCUCCAUGCUUACUCUACUACGUUACCGGAUCAUAUUUGUGUCCGGCUUCAGAAUAUCGAAGAUGCAGCUCCUAAACUAGUAAAGCUGGCUACAGAUACUAAGGUUAACAACAGCUUGGUGAACUGGUUGCAGAGGUUGCAGUUUAAGAUGGGUCAAAUAGAGCUUCAAGCUUCUAAUGCUACACAACAAUUCUUCAGUGUUUAAAACUAAUCACUUUAACUUUUAAACCUGAUGUUGUAAUUCUUUGAUAUUUCAAACUAAAAAUUAAGUUAUCUUGAUGAUAUUUUAA
Messenger RNA from Eurytemora carolleeae, 4454 nucleotides. RefSeq names its product protein unc-79 homolog. Lineage: Eukaryota; Metazoa; Arthropoda; Copepoda; Calanoida; Temoridae. The record is from RefSeq and is a predicted model, not a curated record. The coding region runs from base 200 to 4369 and encodes 1389 amino acids. The transcript has 9 exons. Gene Ontology annotation, molecular function: protein binding.